UAUUUUCUAAUUUAUGCAUUCGAUUAUUUCUCAUAUGCUUAUUUAGCAUAGGCAAUGAAUGUGUGUCUAUGCAUGUGAUUCAGCUGAUCAGAAACACACACCCACUCAGCUGGUCAGAGUGCAUGUGAUUCCGUAAAUGAUAGUGCACAAUAAGUUCAACAUUUAAAAUUAUUCCCCAAACGACAUAUUCGUCCAUUAAUUCGCACAAGUUUCGAUGGCUCAGGAAGAAAUAGAUUGCAUUUUUUGUAAAAUUAUUAGAAAUGAAGAACCUGGGGAAAAAAUUUACGAGGAUGAUGAAGUUACAUGCAUUAAAGACAUUAAUCCAGCCUCGACACAUCAUUAUUUAAUAUUGCCGAAUAAACAUAUACGCAAUGCAAAAGUACUUAAGUCUGAAGAUUCUGAGCUUUUCGAUAAGAUUGUCGCUACAGUAAACAUUAUAUCAGAAAAGAUGGAUCUGAAUCCAGCAUCUACGCGAACAGGAUUUCAUUGGCCACCAUUUAAUACAGUCGAUCAUUUACAUCUACAUGUUAUUUCACCAAUAGAAAAUAUGAAUUUAAUGAAAAAGAUGAUGUUUCAUCCCAACUCUUACUAUUUUGUGAGUACAGACUAUGUCAAAUCUCGUCUGGAGAAUUGUAAAUGAUGUAAAUGGUGUAUUAUUAUAAGUCUUAAAGUCUACUAUCUACUUUCCUGGCAGCAAUUAAAGAAUAA
Linepithema humile (Argentine ant) is the source of this 708-nucleotide messenger RNA. The record is from RefSeq and is a predicted model, not a curated record. Lineage: Eukaryota; Metazoa; Arthropoda; Insecta; Hymenoptera; Formicidae.